Dacryopinax primogenitus is the source of this 960-nucleotide messenger RNA. RefSeq names its product NADP-binding protein. The record is from RefSeq and is a predicted model, not a curated record. The transcript is spliced from 5 exons. Lineage: Eukaryota; Fungi; Basidiomycota; Dacrymycetes; Dacrymycetales; Dacrymycetaceae. Gene Ontology annotation, molecular function: oxidoreductase activity, acting on the CH-OH group of donors, NAD or NADP as acceptor. Bases 1 to 960 code for a protein of 319 amino acids.
AUGUCAGCUAGCCAUCCCGUCGUCCUGGUCACUGGUGCCAACGGCUAUAUCGGCUCUACCAUCCUCCUAGAGCUCAUCAAGCACGAAUAUCAAGUGAAGGCAGUCGUACGCCGCCGUAAUAGUGGAGAUGCAUUCAACGCCAAGUACCCUGAGCAGGCCAGCUCGAUCGAAUGGGUAAAUGUCAACUAUGUGAUCCACCUAGCCUCCCCAUAUGUCUUCGAUAUCAAGGAUAACGAGCAAGACCUCAUCCCAGCGAAGGAGAACACACGAGUCAUGCUCGAAGCUGCGGCGAAGCACCCACGCGUGAAGCAUGUGGUGCUCAUGAGCAGCUUUUCCGCUGUAUGCUCGCCUUUUAUGGGGCUAUGGCCCGAGAAGACGUACGACGACGACGAUUGGAACCCAACAACUUGGGGACAGGCUGCAAAAUUAGACAUGCCUCCCUUCGUUUACGCUGCAUCAAAGGCCAUCGCAGAGCGCGAAGCUUGGGACUUCGUCAAGCAGCCGAAUGGUACGUUUACCCUUACCACUUUGUGCCCACCAAUGGUGUACGGCCCACCGAUGCAACCUGUGACCUCAAUGAACGGCCUCAAUGAGUCGGUUGAGGAGCUGUGGCACCUGUUCACCGGGAAAGUAUCUGAUAUUCCUGUGGUACCCGUAUUCAUUGAUGUUCGUGACCUUGCCAGCAUCACCAUUGCCGCCCUCACAAAUCCUAAGGCGAAGAACCAGAGGUAUUUGUGCGUCGCCGCGCACUUUACCAUCCCUCUUCUUCUGAAGAUUGCCGGCCAAGCGUUUCCGGAGCACGCACAUCGUAUGCUUCCUCAAACCAGUAUACCCGGUGAGCACUUCAAGACCAACAGCCACAAAGUGGAGUCGGGUUUUGGGAUCAAGUGGACCUCCCUGGAGAAGAGUAUCUCUGACACGGCCGCGUGGCUCUACAAGACUGAGAAAGAGCUCGCCUAA